AUGACUGAUGACCAGCACCUCGGUGACGGUGUUGCUACUGCUGUCGGCUCGGAGAAGAGGGUCGUCAAUGACCACUACGUUAGUGGGGAAGGCAUCAAGCGAUAUGUGGAAAGUAUAGCCACACGGGCCAUCUUUCUUAUAGACCGACCAGUUGCGCCUCCCCGCCGGUCGCCGCCCGCCACCCCAAGGAUCAAGGCCGGCCGCGCCGGUCCCCGUCGGUCGCUGCUCCGGAUCCAGGCCGCCCACCGCCCCGCCCCCGUCAGCCCGGUCUAUUUCCCACCGGAUCCCAUCUUCGCCGCCGUCCGACGCGCCUUUUUUAAGGAGCUGCGACCCCAUGUCUCAGAGGAGCUAGCCCCUACGCCAUUGAUGCCCGAGCGACGCUCCCAAGCUAGGAGCGGCACGAGGACGACCACGCCCCCGAAGCCUAAACUGCAAGAUCCACCCACGCCCUCUCCAUUGCCACUCCACCGGUCGCGUAGAGAAGAUCGAGAAACGCAGCCUAACGCCGGUGUCGAGCUGAUUCCGGUGAUGAUUCCACACAAACGUAAUGAGCAUAUAUGAACAGGUUUGCAGUACGUCCAUGCCUUUGGGGCAUCUGGAGCUUCACAUAAUUGCUAAUUAGUGGCUGGGAUUUUGACGUCGCCUCUUAUACAUAUAUAGAGUUGCACUGUGAUUAAAUUUAUAUUUC
This is a messenger RNA of Triticum dicoccoides, 688 nucleotides long. RefSeq lists its product as uncharacterized. The record is from RefSeq and is a predicted model, not a curated record. The coding region runs from base 1 to 561 and encodes 186 amino acids. NCBI's taxonomy places the organism in Eukaryota, Viridiplantae, Streptophyta, Magnoliopsida, Poales, Poaceae. The transcript has 3 exons.